GUGACCUUCAGAGCCGUUGGCUUCCAGUUGGAUGUCUUGGCGCAUUCGCAACGCUGAGCUGCGGCCGUUGUUGCUGUUGCCGAACCCGCUAUUACGGUGUAGCCUCGCAUCAUCUGCGCAGCAACCCGACUGCGCUGACAUCGACUUCAUUCCCUUCUUCUUUACAAGGUCUGCACGGCUCUACACCAUGGCGGAUUCCGUUUAUAGUCCCAAGUUCGCGCCGUUUGUCGGCAUGAGCGGCAUUGCGGCGGCCAUGAUUUUUGGAUGCAUGGGCGCAGCUUAUGGCACCGCAAAGUCUGGCAUUGGUAUUGCGGGUGUGGGCACUUUUCGGCCGGACCUGAUUAUGAAGUGCCUGAUCCCCGUCGUCAUGUCCGGUAUCAUUGCCGUCUACUCCCUUGUCAUCUCCGUCCUCAUUGCCCAGGACCUUAACCCGCCGGCGCUGGGCGGAUCCAACUAUAGUCUCUUCAAUGGAUUUAUGCAUCUUGCUUGCGGGCUCUCGGUUGGCCUGACAGGCCUCGCAGCUGGAUACUGCAUUGGCAUUGUCGGCGACAAAGGCGUCAGGUCGUACAUGCAGCAGUCCAGGGUGUUCGUCGGCAUGGUUUUGAUUCUUAUUUUCGGCGAAGUUCUGGGGCUCUAUGGACUCAUUGUUGCCCUGAUUCUCAACACCAAGAGCAAGGGUUAAAGGGAAUGGGGCCGGUUAUGGUUUGCCAGAAGUUGUGUGCAAAACCUGUAUACAAGUCGCGAGUCUGCUGACGGGGGUGUCAUUUAGAAAGCAUUUGGUCUGGCGUUGACGGAUGUGUACUUGACUCAUG
Molecule: messenger RNA, 812 nt
Organism: Thermothelomyces thermophilus ATCC 42464
Lineage: Eukaryota; Fungi; Ascomycota; Sordariomycetes; Sordariales; Chaetomiaceae
Exons: 6
Coding region: 188-682 (164 amino acids)
Biological process (GO): proton transmembrane transport
Cellular component (GO): proton-transporting V-type ATPase, V0 domain
Molecular function (GO): proton-transporting ATPase activity, rotational mechanism
Source: RefSeq, a predicted model, not a curated record